Molecule: messenger RNA, 861 nt
Organism: Cercopithifilaria johnstoni
Lineage: Eukaryota; Metazoa; Nematoda; Chromadorea; Rhabditida; Onchocercidae
Source: the annotation of a GenBank genome assembly
AUGACUUCCAAAGGUAAGCGGAAAUUUAGUGAUCACGUUGAUAGUGAUUGCGCAAAGCGAGGAGUGUGGCUUGUGAAGGUACCGAGAUAUUUGUCUGAAAUGUGGGAGAAGAAUGUCGGUCAUGAUGUUGGACGAUUAAUAAUCAAGGCAGCAAAUGGAAAAACUGAUUUGAUAUUUAAAAGCAACACAAAUUUGCUUGAAGCGAAUUCAUCAGUUCAUGAUAGAGACGCCUCAUCAUCGGACUCAUUUUUGAGCUCAUCACGCAAUAAUCGAAUUGAUUCCACAAAAAGUAAACAGUCAGAUUUCACAAUACCAAAUGAACACAGUUUUGUUAUCGGCGAUAUUAGGAAUCAAUCGCUAGCGGUGCUCUGCGAAGAUAAAAGUGGCUUGAAUGAAGAUGCUGACAUAUGUUCCGGUCGCUUAAGCAUUGAAGGGCGGGUCGUCAAAAGAGCCGAUUGCAGGCCUCCUCAAACAGCUGAUUAUAUGCGAAUGAAAAUAAAACAAAUAGAGAGGAGCUGUCAGCCAAAACGACAUGUAAAACAAAUGGAAAAAGCUGAAGUGAAAUUCAAGCCUAUUGCUGUUCAUGCGGAAAUGUUAGCCAGAGAAAAGCAAAAGAAGGAAGGGGCGAAGACAGUUCGUGCUGACAAGGAUAUUGUUCGACAAGCAAUGUUCCAUGCUUUUGAAAAACAUCAGUACUAUCGAUUAAUCGAUUUGCAGAAACUUACUAAUCAACCUCCGGGAUUUGUUAAAGAAAUAUUAACGGAAAUCGCUGUAUACAAUACAAUGCCACCACACAAAUCGAUGUGGGAAUUAAAACCAGAGUAUCGAAACUAUCGUAAAAAUAAAAAAGAAACUGAAUAA